AUGGUUACUAUCUUGUCUGAAUCAAAUUUAAAUAAUAAUAAUAAUAAUCAUAAUCAUAUGAUAUCACCAACUAAAUCGAAUAAUAAUAAUAAUAAUAAUAAUAAUAAUAAUAAUAAUAAUAAUAAUAAUAAUAAUAAUAAUAAGAACAAUUUAUUAUGUACAAAAUGUCAAUUCAAAUUACAAAAAAAGAUGAAUCAAUUAUCAGAUUUUAAUCCUGCACAUACAGAUGAUGCUAGAGUAUUUAAAGCAUAUGAACAAAAGGUUGAAAGCGAAUUUAAUCUUUGUGUCACAUGUCAAGAUUUGGUUAAUCAACAAAUUGGUGCAGUUGAUAGAUAUAUCAUUUCAACUCAUCUAAGUAAAUCACAUAGUCAACAACAAAGUUUUAAACAACAACAACAACAAAAACAUAGGAACAUCUUUAAAAAUAGUAUCUAUUUUAUAUUCAAAUUUUUACCAAAAUUACAAUUUGUUGUUAAAUUUGGAAAUAUUUUAAUUUAUUUAAUAUUAUUAACUUUUAUAAUUGAAUCUUUAUUUAAAUUUGACGAAUAUAAAAGUACAUCAAUCAUUUAUUAUUUAAUUGAUAAUCAAAUAUUAAAUUUUGAAUAUUCAAUGAUUGAAAUUAAUUGUUUAAUAUUAAUGGUUUUGGUAAAGAUGGUUUCAAUAUUUUAUAGAUAUAGAUAUCAAAUAUCAAAAUAUCAAUAUAUUUUAAAGAAACCAAAAGCAUCAAUAUCAACACAAUCCUUGGUAUUUGGUUUAUUAAUAGUAUUGAAAAUAUUAUUAAUCAUUUAUCCAAAUAUUCAAAUUGAUAUUAAUAUUUUGGUCAAUGAUAUCAAAAUUGAACAACAAUCGACUGUUGGAAUCCAAUUGACAGAUCGAAUUUAUUUUAUAAUGAUUGCAAUUUGGAAUCAAUUUGCCAAAAGUUUGGUAUUCUCUUUAAUUUUUUAUAUCAUUUUAUUGGUUAUUCAUAAAUUGGAUCAAAACAAAAAAUUAAUUCCUCCAGCAACUACUGUUACUACUUCAACUAGAUUAAUUAAUCAAACAAAUCAAACAAAUAUUAAUAAUCAGACAACCAAUAAUAAUAUUAAUAAUAAUAAUAAUGAAAAUAUUAAUAUUAAUUUUUCAAAACCAACAAUUACAAUGUGUAAAUUUGAACACUUGGAAGAACUUAGUCAAAAAAGAUUACCAAAGAAAAUAUCUAGUUUGGAUUUGAACGAUUAA
Molecule: messenger RNA, 1218 nt
Organism: Cavenderia fasciculata
Lineage: Eukaryota; Evosea; Eumycetozoa; Acytosteliales; Cavenderiaceae
Exons: 3
Coding region: 1-1218 (405 amino acids)
Biological process (GO): nuclear migration along microtubule
Cellular component (GO): nuclear membrane
Molecular function (GO): actin filament binding; lamin binding
Source: RefSeq, a predicted model, not a curated record